AUGUCACUUAUUGGACUUAAAUCAUCAAUUCACUUAUUAACCUUUUCCAUUGGAUUUGGUGGUUCUUUCUUCUAUUCAUAUAUUGCUUCACCAUUAGCUUUCAAAUAUUUAGAACGUUCCCAAUUUUCAAUUUUACAAAAUCAUGUUUUUCCAAUCUAUUUCUUAGGUCAAACUUUGAUCCCUUCAGUACUUGGGUUGAGUUCAACCAUCCCAUUAACAAACUUGUCAAUUUCAAUGUUGGUAGUAUCAACAAUUACUUCAGGUAUGAAUUAUCUUUGGUUGAUGCCAAAAUGUAGAAAGAUCAAAGAAGAAAGAAAUUACUUGAUCAAUAACAAUUUAGAUAAAGUUGAUGGUAUUGAGACUGCAGAUUUCAAACAAAAGACCAAAGAGUUUGGUAUUUAUCAUGGUAUUUCGUUAUUAUGUAAUUUACUUUCCGUAGGUAGUUUGGCUGUUUACGGUUUGACUUUUGCUUAA
This is a messenger RNA of Yamadazyma jaroonii, 474 nucleotides long. The record is from the annotation of a GenBank genome assembly. Lineage: Eukaryota; Fungi; Ascomycota; Pichiomycetes; Serinales; Debaryomycetaceae.